Bacidia gigantensis is the source of this 1980-nucleotide messenger RNA. RefSeq lists its product as uncharacterized. NCBI's taxonomy places the organism in Eukaryota, Fungi, Ascomycota, Lecanoromycetes, Lecanorales, Ramalinaceae. Bases 1 to 1980 code for a protein of 659 amino acids. Gene Ontology annotation, molecular function: DNA-directed DNA polymerase activity; DNA binding. The record is from RefSeq and is a predicted model, not a curated record. Gene Ontology annotation, biological process: double-strand break repair via nonhomologous end joining. Gene Ontology annotation, cellular component: nucleus. The transcript is spliced from 2 exons.
AUGCCGGAAAAGACGCUCGAUAAUGAAACUAGGACUCGUCCUACUGUUGUGCCCGAAAAUCCUGAUUUUAGUAGUCUGCCUCCCGUCUAUGUGCUUCCUACCCAUUUGGCCGUGGAAGAUCUACAUAAGUUUGAAGACGUCCUGACUAAUGGAGGAGCACCCUUGACCUAUGAUGCGAGGGAGGCUCAUUUGAUCCUUGGGAACAUUUCUACACCUAAGCGUGCUCGAUUGGAGCUCAAGUGGAAAGGUAUCCAGCUCGCCGAAGACAGUCUAAGCAAAGAUGAUUCGCAAAGACCUAAUGUACCUGCAAGGAAGAAAAUCAAGUCCAACGACGGCAGAGACUCUACACUCGUCCGUCAACGUCCGGCAGCAUUCACCAAGUCAUCUGGUUCAGAUAGUGAUAGUGGGUUAGAAGAAUCACAAACGAUGUCGCACCUCUCGAUCUCUCAGACAUCAAAUGAUGCCUCGAGUACCAGGUCUCCCGAUGUUUAUGAUCUCCAUUCCUCGUUCCACUGUGGCCGCGUAGAUGUUGCAAUGCUGGAGUGGUUGCAGCGAUGUAUAUUGGCCAGCGCUAUUUUGCCCUUGAAUUCAUUUAUUCUAUUGCAGGGUCAGUCCACGCCACGGGAGGCUUCUGCUUGCAAGGCUGCGCCUGCAACGCCUACCGUCUGGCGACCUCAAGCUGACGCAAAUCCCAAUCUGCACGCAGAAAGGCAAAGGCCUCGGCUCAAAAGGCAAGGCAUCAUUGACCGUGCGCAGACUGACAAAAGACCCCAGGAGAAGGCUUACCGUAAGAAGGACCGUCCUGGCUGGGUGUUGCAAAGCAAAUUAUACGCCUGCGAGCGAGCAACUCCUGCAAAUCAGCCAAAUGCAGAAUUCAUCUCUCAGCUCAAGAAGAUCAAAUUCGCGCGUGUGCUUACCUUAGAUGAAGUUGGCGUUCGCGCUUACAGUACAAGUAUUGCGGCUAUAGCAGCCUAUCCAUAUAAGAUCGAAAGCUCGCGAGAGGUUUUUAGUCUCCCUGGAUGCGACCAGAAGAUAGCCAAUCUCUUCCAUGAAUUCCAGUCCAAAGAUGGUCACAUCCAAGCUGCAGAUGACGUUGAAAACGAUUCAGUUUUGAAAGUCCUUCGUGAGUUUUUCGAGAUCUGGGGCGUCGGAGCCCAUACAGCACGGGAAUUUUAUUAUGACAAAGGCUGGCGAGAUCUUGACGACAUCAUCGAACUUGGUUGGAAGUCUCUUAACCGCGUCCAACAGAUAGGUCUGAAAUUUUAUGAUGAAUUUCAACUUAAAAUACCUCGUGACGAGGUUGAAUCAAUAGCAGCCAUAAUUUCAGAACACUCAAAACGCAUCACUAGCACUGGCCUCGAGACAAUCAUCGUUGGCGGUUACCGCCGUGGCAAAGCCGAAAGCGGGGACGUAGAUGUCAUUCUCUCUCACCCUGAUCACAAUAUGACCCUUGACCUUGUCUCCCAGGUUGUCAGAUCAUUAGAAAAGGAAGGCUGGAUAACCCACACACUAACUCUCAACCUGACCAAUUCGAAGCGAAAUCAGGCGACAUUGCCUGUCAGUACAGCCACACUCGGUGGUCAUGGCUUUGACACACUGGACAAAGCCCUUGUGGUCUGGCAGGAUCCAUGCUGGGCAAAUAAAGAGGUUGAUCUAGCUGCCAAUCCUCACGCAAGAAAUCCGAAUCCGCAUCGGAGAGUCGACAUCAUCAUAUCUCCUUGGCGGACCGUAGGAUGUGCAGUGGCCGGCUGGACCUCAGGAACCACCUUCCAACGAGAUUUGAGGCGUUUUGCGAAAAGAGUCAAAGGCUGGAAGUUUGACAGUAGUGGCGUGAGGGAUAGAGCGACUGGCACUUGGAUAGAUCUCGAAGAAUGGAGAAAUGAGCGGACGCGCUGUAAGGAUUGGAAAGAGGCAGAACGACGAGUUUUCGAGGGCAUGGGCUUGGAAUAUCGAGAACCUUGGGAGCGGUGUACAUGGUAA